CCGAGACAGGGGUUCGUCGGCUUUGAAGACAUGAAUGGAUAUGGUACCAUGAUGUAUCACGAGGAAUUUAAACCCCAGAUAUACAGGGCCGUCUACUCCAACGUCCCCGUCUACGAAAUGGAGGUGAAUGGUGUUGCCGUGAUGAAACGCCGCGCCGAUUCUUGGCUGAAUGCCACCCAGAUCCUCAAGGUUGCCGGUGUUGUUAAAGCGAGAAGAACGAAGACAUUGGAGAAGGAGAUCGCUGCCGGCGAGCACGAGAAGGUCCAGGGCGGAUAUGGUAAAUACCAAGGAACCUGGGUCAACUACCAGCGGGGUGUGGACCUUUGCCGCGAAUACCACGUCGACGAAAUGCUAAGACCCCUUCUUGAAUACGACAUGGGCCCCAACGGUACCACUGGUGCGGCGCUGGACUCCUUGGAUACCCCGACGAAGGAACAGGCGAUGGCUGCGCAAAGAAAACGGCUCUACAGCGGGAUGGACAAUCGGGGCAUGUCUCAACCCCAGCAAGGCACCUUCUUCCAAAACAUUUCUCGCACUGCCGCAAGCGCAGUCAAUGCCAUGAGCAAAGCCCGCUUCGACUCGCCCGCAGCCCGAGGCAUCGACGGCAGGCGAUCAAGUGUCAUUCGGAAGCCCUCGCAACAGAUGAGCAGCCAAGAGACCCACGUCCCUUUCAACAGUCAACAAAGCAUGUAUAGUGUGGCAUCUGAUAGCGGCUUUGGGAGUAACUUCCAGACCAAUGGACGCUUUCCUGUCCACGAUGGAGCUAGCUUUGACCAUGAAGAGUCGAAUGAACCCCCCCGCAAGCGCUUCCGGUCCUCCUCUCACCAUGCGCAGUCUUUUGCGACCCCUUAUGAGAAUUCGUUCUCAAUGAAGGAGCCUACACCAACGGAGCCAAACGAUUCCUUCUACCAGGACAUGGAUGUCUCCAAUUCCAUGAUUGAUGACAGCAAGCGCGGGUUUGAGCCAUUACCCCCAGCCACAACCCCGGAGAGGUUUCAGAAAAUGAAGCUCAUUAUGACACUGUUCCUCGAUAAGCGGACUAAGGAUUUUUCAAACCACCCCGCGUUAAUGCAACUGACCGGAGAGGAUCUGGAAACGCCGUUAGACGAAUACCGGAAUAAUGCCCUGCACUGGGCGGCGAUGCUUGCCCGGAUGCCUCUUGUUUAUGCGCUGGUCGAGAAGGGUGUCAGCAUCUUCCGCCUUAACGGUGCCGGUGAAACUGCGCUGCAGAAGUCUGUCGGCACAAGAAACAAUCUCGACUACAGGAGUUUCCCGCGCUUACUCCAGGUCUUGGCCCCGACGAUUGACAUGGUCGACUACAGUGGGCGAACCAUCCUCCAUCACAUCGCCGUCAUGGCCGCGACCGGCGGCGGGGGGCAUGUGUCCGCAAAACACUACCUGGAAGCCUUGUUGGAGUUCAUAGUUCGCCACGGUGGUACGUCGGCGAGCCAGCCAACUAACGGGGCGACGGAAAAUGGAAGAAGCCUGUCACAGCCGGGGGAGCUGAUCAAUCUCGCUCGUUUCAUAGCGGAAAUCGUCAAUCUCCGGGAUGAUCAGGGCGACACGGCCCUGAACCUGGCGGGGCGCGCACGCUCUGUUCUUGUCCCCCAACUGCUAGAAGUCGGGGCAGAUCCGCAUAUCCCGAAUCACACUGGUCUCCGGCCGGCAGAUUAUGGUGUUGGAGUGGAUAUGGUUGACGGCAAUGCUCAGUCGCAGCAGGCUGGCAGUGGAGACUCGUUCAUGGAUCAGCUUGCGAAGACAAAGAAGGAGAUCUUGGAUUCAACGUUGGCUCAAAUAAGCUCGAUGGUGCAAGAAACAUUGGGCGGCAUUGACCGAGAGCUGGCCUCCACGCUCACCAAGAAACAAGAAAAGUUUGACCACUGGCAUUCGAAGAUCCGCGAGACAGCCAAAGCUCGGCAGAUCGAGCAGAAGCAGCUUGACGAGUUGAAGCAAAGAUCCACCGAUCGAGUGGAGCUUAGUCGACGGUUCAAGAACCUGGAGAAGUCGUCGGAGGACCUUCUAGUGGUCUUGAAGGGCAUCCACGGCGAUUCGAUGGACGUAUCGAGUAUCCGGUCAAUAGGCGAUGCCGAUAAAGAGACUGGAAUCGACAUUGCGGGGUUUGAAGCCGUCUUCCCCGAAACAUUCGACCCCGGCUCUGGGUUUUCCGAGCAACAGGUCGCCUUCCUGCGGUCCUUGUCCGCGCCCGACAGCUUGCAACAGCGGGUCGAGUGCUAUUCCAAGUACAACGAGGACAUCCUGGACGAGGUGGAGCGCCUGCGAUCCAAGAACGUGGUGCUGGGGCAGAACUACCGGCGGAUGGUCAUGGCGUGCACGGGGUGGAGCGCGGAGCAGGUGGACGAAGCUGCGGAGGGGCUGACGCAGUGUGUCAAGGAGCUGAACGACAACCCGGUCCCCGAAGACGAGGCCAUCGAGAUCCUGAUGAAGGACCGCGGCCAGGACUGGUGAGUCGAUUGAUGUCCGGGACGAAAUGAGAGAUGUGAUGGUACAUAUGUCAGGCUCGGAUCCUUGGGAUUCGCCGCGGUCUUUCAAGCGAUACAGCGAUUCUUGUUUAUUGUUACUACCAGGUAUCUAUCUACCUAGGCCGGGAGCAUUGUUCAUACUACGACGGGGAUGGGGGCUUGGGUGUUCACGCCGGUGUUCUUUCUUUUUGUAUUGACGUCUUGUCUGUAUUUGGUGCAGAUACCCUCGGGACAUUAUGGCAU
This is a messenger RNA of Aspergillus heteromorphus CBS 117.55, 2723 nucleotides long. RefSeq names its product putative APSES transcription factor (MbpA). The coding region runs from base 31 to 2466 and encodes 811 amino acids. Gene Ontology annotation, molecular function: transcription coactivator activity; DNA binding; protein binding. The record is from RefSeq and is a predicted model, not a curated record. Gene Ontology annotation, cellular component: SBF transcription complex; MBF transcription complex. Lineage: Eukaryota; Fungi; Ascomycota; Eurotiomycetes; Eurotiales; Aspergillaceae. The transcript has 3 exons.